This is a messenger RNA of Tremella mesenterica DSM 1558, 1992 nucleotides long. RefSeq lists its product as uncharacterized. Gene Ontology annotation, biological process: gluconeogenesis. Lineage: Eukaryota; Fungi; Basidiomycota; Tremellomycetes; Tremellales; Tremellaceae. The transcript has 6 exons. Bases 146 to 1816 code for a protein of 556 amino acids. Gene Ontology annotation, cellular component: cytosol. Gene Ontology annotation, molecular function: phosphoenolpyruvate carboxykinase (ATP) activity; ATP binding. The record is from RefSeq and is a predicted model, not a curated record.
CCUAUUCCUCCUCCUCCUCUUCUUCUUCAUCAUCUCUGUGUGUUACUUUGCUACUUUGAUCAUCUGGAUUAUUAGUGAACAGUUGAGUUGAUUAUUUCGGUAUUCAUCAAAAAGAUUAUAACGAAUUAACAGUCAAAACAUCAUAAUGUUAGGACAUAAACAUCAUUCUCAUCAUCAUGAUGAAUUUGAACAAAAUCAAUUUUUGGGGAAAGAAUUGAAAUAUUUCUCUCAAGCUGGGUUUGAUCUAGAUAGGAUACAUAUCAGUCGUAACGCUCCAAUCGCUUCUCUAUACGAAGAUGCUAUCCUUAACGAAGGAGCUGUCAUCUCUUCUAGUGGAGCUUUGAUCAAUUUCUCAGGCAAGAAAACUGGGAGGAGCCCGAAAGAUAAACGUAUCGUUUUUGAAGAGACUAGUAAGGAUGAGAUUUGGUGGGGACCUGUGAAUAUCAAGAUGGACGAACAUACUUUUGAAAUCAAUCGUGAGAGGGCCAUCGAUUACCUCAACACUCGCGAAAACGUCUAUGUCUUCGACGGGUUCGCAGGUUGGGAUCCCAAGUAUCGAAUCAAAGUUCGAGUCAUUGCCAGUCGCGCGUACCAUGCGUUGUUCAUGCACAACAUGCUUAUCCGCCCCACUGCUGAGGAGUUGGCCAACUUUGGCGAUCCCGAUUUCAUCAUCUACAACGCGGGUCAAUUCCCCGCUAAUCGUUUCACCACCGGUAUGACCUCCACCACCUCUGUAGAGGUCAAUUUCAAACGUAUGGAAAUGGUCAUCCUCGGUACCGAAUACGCUGGCGAAAUGAAAAAAGGAAUCUUCUCCGUCAUGCAUUACCUCCAACCGGUCAAAUUUGGACAACUCUCACUCCACUCUUCUGCCAAUCAAGCGAAAACGACCGAUGGAUCUGAAGGUGACGUCACGUUGUUCUUUGGAUUGAGUGGGACUGGAAAGACGACACUCAGUGCGGAUCCUAAUCGACUUUUGAUCGGUGAUGAUGAACAUGUGUGGAGUGACACUGGUGUUUUCAAUAUUGAAGGUGGAUGUUAUGCCAAGUGCAUCAACUUGAGUGCCGAGAAGGAACCCGAAAUCUUCGGUGCCAUCCGAUUCGGUUCUAUCCUGGAAAACGUCGUUUACAACCCUGCGGAUCGUAAACCAGACUACGACGAUGUUUCCAUUACCGAAAACACUCGAUGUGCCUAUCCUAUCGAAUACAUUCCCAACGCUAAGAUUCCCUGUAUAGCAGCUCGUCAACCAUCAAACAUUAUCAUGUUAACUUGUGACGCAUUCGGUGUCUUACCUCCCGUAUCUCGUUUAACACCCGAACAAGCUUCUUAUCACUUUGUAGCCGGUUACACAUCAAAAACACCCGGUACGGAAGAUGGUAUCCUUGAACCUUCUCCAACAUUCAGUACAUGUUAUGGUCAACCUUUCAUCAUACUUCAUCCCGGUCGUUAUGCAGCAAUGUUGGCAGAAAGGAUGGAAAAAACAAAAGCCAAUUGUUGGUUGAUCAAUACAGGUUGGACAGGUGGGAAAUUUGGUACUGGAAAACGUUGUCCAUUGAAAUAUACAAGAGCUAUAGUGGAUUCUAUUCAUGAUGGAACAUUAGCAAAAGCUGAAUUUGAAACUUUCCCAGUUUUCAAUUUGAGUAUUCCGAAACAUGUCAAUGGUGUACCUAGUGAAAUACUUCAUCCGGAAAAAGUAUGGCAAGAUAAAACGGCUUUCAAUAAUGAAGUUAGAAGAUUGGCAGGUAUGUUCCAAAAGGCUUUUGCGAAAUAUGAAGAUGCUAUUGAUCCUGUCGUUAAGAAUUCUGGACCUAUACUUUGAUACAUGGAAUGAUGGAUGUUCGGAGAGGAGAGACAAGGAGGGGUGGGAUGAGAUGAGAGGGGAGAGGAUGAGGAGAUGUUUUAGACGGUUACGGGUGUAACGGUUUUUGUCUAAUGUGUCUUUUUUCCAUUUCUUCUAUGGCACAAGGCCUCACAUGCAUGUGUGUAUGUCUAUGA